GACAAAUUAUCUAAGCAGAAGAGUGCAAUAUCAUUGUCAAAUCUUCUCAACUUUGAUGCCGUAGACAUCAUUUGUGUGUUUAUCGACGCUUUUCUAGGACAACAUAACAUUUCACACCUACCAUACACUGGCUCCUGCAAUUACCCUUCGAGAUUGUGACUCAUCACUCUCAUCACUCUCAUCAUGACAUCUUCCUACCCUCCCGAGAUUUCGGCAAAAGAAUCAGAACAACUUCUCGUAACCAUCAAGGAUUGGUCCAUAGCUCAUGGGUUGGCUGUGAGACCUCCGCCGGCUUUUUUGUCUGCAGAAGCAGAUCCUCAUGGUGUCUUAGCGACUACUGCUCCAGUCACUCUCUUUCCAAGUCCCUUUCCUCGGAUAUGCUUUGAGCAAGCCAAAUCAGUCCAGAAAGCUUAUAAUCUCUUAUACGCAUCGAUUUCUCAAGAUGAGGCCUUUCUCGAAGAUAUCGUUCAAGAAAUCCUCGAAGUAGACGAUUUCAUUGCUGAACUUUGGCGGGUUCAUCUGAAGGUUAAGAGUGAAGGUUAUGUUCAGAACCUUUCUUUGGGUCUUUUCCGAUCCGACUACAUGGUUCAUCAAGAAACAUCGGACGCAACGCCUACGAUCAAGCAGGUCGAAUUCAAUACUAUUGCUUCUUCAUUUGGGGGAUUGUCUUCUCAAACUUCACAAUUGCAUAAAUAUCUUUCCUUGGGCGAUUAUAGCCUUUUCAAUAAGGAUGCAACUAAAUCGCUAGAUCUCCCCGAGAAUACAAGUACUAGAUCAUUAGCACUAGGAUUGUUAUCGGCUUUUGAACACUACAAGGUAUCUACCCCCAAUUCUGACUACGAUCUCUGCACAAUCUUCUUGGUUCAAACACCAGAAAGAAAUAUUUUUGAUCAAAGACACCUUGAAUAUGAACUUCAAAAGCACGGCGUACCAGUAUUUCGACUAGCAUUUUCAGAGGUUCUCGGCCAUACUACAAUAGCUCAGACUUCAAAGAGAGAGUUGCUAUAUUCACCGCCAAGUAAUCCCUCGAAGAAAUUCGAGGUUGCUGUUGCCUAUCUCCGUGCGGGAUAUGGUCCCCAAGAUUAUACAACUGAAUCUGCUUGGGAAGGUCGUUUUCAAAUCGAGCGGUCAAAUGCAAUCAAAUGCCCAUCGAUUUUGACUCAAUUGGCUGGAGCCAAGAAAGUUCAACAAGUACUUGCUACACCAAGAGCUCCCUCUACACCUUCAAUGCUGGAUCGCUUCGUCAAGACAAAUAAUGCAGAUCUUGUGAAACUGGAAGAUACAUUUACAAAUAUUUUCCCACUCGACGAAUCUCCAGCAGGACUCGAAGCCCGUAAAAUCGCUGUCGAUCCAGAACGUUGUAACGGUUAUGUCCUUAAACCUCAACGAGAAGGUGGCGGUAACAAUAUCUACCGCUCCGCAAUUCCUCCAUUCCUCAAGUCCCUUCCAGAGUCUUAUUGGAAAUCAUAUAUUCUGAUGGAAAUCAUAACCCCCCCACCCGUCCACAACAUGAUUUUGAGAAACGGUGUUAUUGAAAAAGGUGGUGUAAUCUGUGAACUCGGCAUCUACGGAACAUGUCUUUGGGAUCAAACAACUUCGCAAGUUUUACACAACGAGGAAGCAGGAUAUCUUCUCCGAACAAAGGGUGAUAAGAGUGAAGAGGGUGGUGUAGCUGCAGGUUUUGGGUCUAUGGAUAGUGUAGCUCUUGUUUAAGUAUCUAUCCUCAAUACGGCAAAAUUUUAGAAUAGAGAGGGGACAAGAUACGGCAACCGGAAUACAUGGUCCAAACAUAUCUUCAGCCACAUUUCAAUCAGAUCUAUUCUCAAUAUAGCAAAGCUUUGGGAAUCGAGGAAAAUACUAGAUACGGUGAUCCGAACACACCUAGCAUGUCCUACGCAUAGCUUCAGCCACAAGUUAUUCGGGAGUUUCUUCGGCAAACUCAUCAACUAGCUGUCUUAAUUAGGUCGGAAUCUUAAAUGUCGUGUUAGAAUUAUACUUCAUUCAAACAAGCUUUUCGCGCUUAACAAAAGGUACAAUCCCAAUUGAUAAUCCAGGGAAACCUUAGUAGCCGCAUUCCCGGUGAAAACAUCUGACCUCGCUUACGACGACAUGCCUCCUUUUAUACCAUCACCAUUGUUGUCGAUGUACAUUUCUUAAUAAGCCUUCACAUCAUAUUCUACA
Molecule: messenger RNA, 2181 nt
Organism: Botrytis cinerea B05.10
Lineage: Eukaryota; Fungi; Ascomycota; Leotiomycetes; Helotiales; Sclerotiniaceae
Gene: Bcgsh2
Product: Bcgsh2
Exons: 4
Coding region: 184-1713 (509 amino acids)
Biological process (GO): glutathione biosynthetic process
Cellular component (GO): cytosol
Molecular function (GO): glutathione binding; glutathione synthase activity; ATP binding
Source: RefSeq, a predicted model, not a curated record